Poecilia reticulata (guppy) is the source of this 2305-nucleotide messenger RNA. RefSeq lists its product as uncharacterized. The record is from RefSeq and is a predicted model, not a curated record. Gene Ontology annotation, cellular component: plasma membrane. Lineage: Eukaryota; Metazoa; Chordata; Actinopteri; Cyprinodontiformes; Poeciliidae.
CGGAAGUCAGGUGUUUCUCUGCUACUCGUGAAGAACCAACACGAGAAACACUGUAGCAGUGGAAACCAGGUUUCCAAGGUUUCCGUCACCGUGGUAACCAGGUUUUCAAGGUUUCCGUCACCUUGGAAACCAGGAUCGGGAUCUUGGUGUUCGGUUAGCCGAAUGCUAACAUCCAUUUACAGUCACUCCUCGUAUCUCUGCUAAAUCUCAGACGGAAAACAUCCAAGGGGAUCCAAACGACUUCUUACUGAAACUAUUGACCCAUCCUGGCUCGUUGCUGGAAAUGGAGGACUCUCCGACGUCAUGUUGCUGGUGUCUGGUGUGGUGAUGAUCGGUGUUGGAUUCUCGUCAAUUGAAGGAAACGUACCUGUUGCCCAGUUGUAUGCCCAGUUAUCGAUUAGCGACGGUUUAUUGGCUCUGCAGGUGUUCGGUCCGAUCACGGUGGUUCUGUCUGUUCUGGGCAUCAGUGCUGCGGUUUCAAACUACAAACCUUUGCUGCUGCUGUUUUCUGCUCUGAUUUUUGUGGAGUUCGUGGCUCUGAUGAUCGUCGCUUCUCCGUUGGUUCACGUUGAAGCCGAGGUGAACAUCGCUGUGGAGGACGUUUUCCUGAACGUCACUCCUCUUCACACAGCUGAGCACUUCAUCCAGACGGAGCUGAAGAAACUCCAGAACUCAGAUUCCUGCUGCGGUUUAAGAAGUUUUGAGGAUUGGGGGCAUCACCUUCCUGACUCCUGCUCAUGCACGCCCCCUGCCGGCCUGAGCUCUCAGACCAGUAACUCCAGCUCACUGGGAUCCUGUGUGAUGACUGGAGACAGUCGUCAUCCUUCAGAUAAACUCUGGGUUCACGCUGAGCCCUGUGGUCCCAUCCUGAAGAGCUACCUGGGAUUCCCCAUCAAACUCCGGAUCGGAAUAAUCUCCGCCUUCGCCACCAUCGCGAUUACCGCCAUCGUUCUGUGCCUGGUUCUGGGUCUGGAGGAUCGCUUAAAGAAGCCUCCGGUUGAGAUGACGGUCGACGACUUCAACAGAGUCAAAUACCAACCCAAACCUUCCCUCUCCUGACCUCUGACCCCUCAGCCACACAGAACGGACACUGAUGCUAACAUGUAGCCUUUAAGUGGAGCUAGCGAGAACAACACAGGAAGUGCUGUGAGGUUAUGAACCAGAAACGGGUAUCAUUCUUUUGGACUUUUAGUUUCCACCAUCAUGGCUUUUCAUUUUAGUUUUUCACAGAUUUAUUUGUUUAAACACACAACCGAGAGCACAGGUUUGAAUUCCCAGCGUAUUUCCUCUGUAAUGUAGAUUCACUCUCCCACUAAGGUAAAGUCUCUCUGAUAGUCCGGUGGAUUCGGUUCGAUUUGGGACCAAAGUUGCAUCAUUUGUUACGUUUUCAGCUGCUGUGUUUCACUUUUAUAAACUUUUGAAAAACUUGUUCCCCUCCUGGCCUGUGGGGGCGCUGCACCAAGAACCACUGGAGGAAACUACAUGUAAUCCUCUGAGUGCAACUUCCUCCUUCACAAAAUGAAAAGAAAAUGGAAUAGUGUCAGAUUUUAGCAGUUGUAGGAUUUUUCUUUAGUCUUUUACAAAAGACUACGAGACAUUUCUCCCGCUAGCGCUAGGCUAGCAUGUCUGUUUUGGUGUAUUUACCCAGAAUUCCCUGUGCUGUAGUCCUCUUCCUGCUUCUGGAGCGGUCUCUGGUCCGCUUGAUGUUCACAUUUGCACCAGAGUUCACUUUUUUGUUCGAUUUCACAUUCACUUCUCUCCAAACAAACCAAACUUUGCGGGAUUUUUUGAUUUCUCUUCUUCUUGGAAGAACUGGAAGAGUUCAUUCAAAUAAUUUGGUUUCCAGAAAUUUGGCUACCAAAUUCAUAAAAGUAUUAACAUUUAAGAGUAGUUCAUGCACUUCUGAUAACUGCACUGCAAAACCACCAAACAUUACCAAGUUUUUGUCUAUUUUUGUGCCCAAAUUAAAAUUAAAAACCAAAAUUGAUAACUGCAUUUAUGAAAACAUGAAGUUUUAAUCAGAACAAUUUGCAAAUAAGAUUCAUUUUCUUUAAUGAUCAAAUUUCUGCUGUUUUUUUUGUUGUUUUCUUGGGAAAUCUUGUCCUACAGAGACUGAAGAGACUCUAGUGCUGGAUCAGGAUUCCUGCUUUUUAUUUUAUAAAUGGAAUCCAGUGUUAAAAAACUGCUUAACCUUAAAAUGUUUCUAUGUUUGCAGAAUAUGUUUUAAAAUUUAAUAUAUAGAAAAAUGCUGUCUUCCUGUCUGAAGUGUGCUUUGUAAAUAAAAUGAGUUUAAUUUAAAGUUAAA